This is a messenger RNA of Eimeria tenella, 1074 nucleotides long. RefSeq lists its product as uncharacterized. The transcript has a single exon. Bases 1 to 1074 code for a protein of 357 amino acids. The record is from RefSeq and is a predicted model, not a curated record. Lineage: Eukaryota; Apicomplexa; Conoidasida; Eucoccidiorida; Eimeriidae.
AUGAUGGACCGUCCUGUUUGGAGCACCGAUAAGGCCAUUCGGGAGGUGAUGAACAACUUCAAGACGUAUUUCUGCAAAGAAAACAAGUGCUUGAAAGAAACUCAAGAUAGACUCGACAACUUUUGCAAAGACGCACUCCGGUUUCUGUGUCCUUCCAAUGAUAAAAGCUGCUCUGGAGGGCCUGUGGCGAGGAAGGACGUAGGGACUCUCACACAGCAAACGCAGAUGUGGCGCUGCUAUAGCCCUUUUGCUCUCUCUGGUGACUUUAGCAGCACCUGCAUUUGGGGCUGCUUACCACAUGAGGUUGCCUGCCAAAGCGGAGUCAAAGGAAGGAUAAGCGACGAACACUGGAGUCUGACCUCUCCUCUAGAGAGCAUAAUCAGGCACGCUAGGGCAGAAGCAUACAAAGCCGGAGAGAAAUAUGUUCUGCAGAAUCUGCUGGAUAAUGCAUGCAAAGAAGCUUUAGCCUCGAAGUGCCCACCAGAAAAAGACAGUUGCAAGGGUGGAGCCGUGGCUCGCAAAGAUCUGCCUAGCCCGCAGGCAACGACAAAAGCCUGGAGCUGCUACCACCCCAAAGCUAUCAUCAAUACGACCUUCACAGCUCUUUGCAUCUCUGACUGUGGAGAGGAUGUCCAAUGCCUGCACGGUACUAAUCCAGCGAAGGGUAUGGUCUGGACGAGCGAGGUUGACCUAGAAAAACUGAUAUCGGACAACGUUCACCAAACAUGUUACGGUACAGACCCUCCAGGAGCUUCCAAUGCUCUUCAGAGAGAGCUUGACAAGUAUUGCAGAGAACUGCUUUCGGAUAGAUGCACUGGAGAUUUUUGCAUGGGAGGCGCAGUGGCACGCAAGGAUGUGGGAGACUCUAGCCAACGGGAAAAGCAGUGGCGGUGCUACAGCCCCAGUCAGCUAACAACUUUAGAAGACACAGCCUUGUGUGUAAAUGAAUGUGGGGAGGAGAUUAGCUGCAAGCAGGGCGUCAGCAUGGGCGUCAGCAGUCUGCACUGGACUGAACCGGCGAUUCUGAGUCUCAUUGAGGAGAAAAAGAAGAAAGAUUGCAACGUCGCAGCAUGA